Terrapene triunguis (Three-toed box turtle) is the source of this 3246-nucleotide messenger RNA. Its product is annotated as relaxin receptor 1-like. Gene Ontology annotation, cellular component: membrane. The transcript has 19 exons. Lineage: Eukaryota; Metazoa; Chordata; Testudines; Emydidae. Gene Ontology annotation, biological process: G protein-coupled receptor signaling pathway. Bases 188 to 2365 code for a protein of 725 amino acids. Gene Ontology annotation, molecular function: G protein-coupled receptor activity; protein binding. The record is from RefSeq and is a predicted model, not a curated record.
ACAUAGCAAGGACUAAAGGGCUGUUUGCCUUUGGAAUCCUCCUCAGCAGAGACAAGUGAAACAAAGCAAUUGAGCCUUCUGCAUUUUAAACCAGAUCCUUUCAGGUUCAUGUGCCAUUUCCAUAGAGUAACCCAGAAGACUUCUCAAUCUUUUCUAGCCUGGGAUUAUAGUCGCAAGAGCUGCCGGCAUGAAGCUUUUCCUGAUUAUUCUGCCUUCUCUUUUCCAAGCUGUUACAAAGUCUCUUCUGGUUCAUUCCAGGCUGGACAGCUAUGCCUGCCCUUUGGGACAGUUCCCCUGUGGCAACCUGUCUGUCUGUUUACCCCAGCUCCUGCACUGCAACGGAGAGAAGGACUGCGACAACGGCGCUGACGAAGAGAACUGCGUGGAUAAUAGCGGGUGGCUGCAGAUCUUGGAUGACAUGCAGCAAACCAAGGGCAGCAGAGCCACUGAGGAAGAGGAGACCCCAGUCUGUGUGCUUGACCGGUUCCCAGAGGAAUGCCAGUGCCAGGGAAGGAUGAUAGACUGCACCGGCCAGAACUUGCACACUGUCCCCUGGGUCUCCUCCAACGUGACGAAGCUGGUUCUGAAUAUUAAUAAAAUCCACUCACUGUGGGACAACCAGUUUAUCAUGUACAGAAGUCUGGAGAAGCUCCUCUUACAGCACAACGAAAUCCAGUCAAUACUGCCCCAUGCUUUUGCUGGACUUUCCAAGCUUAAAAUAUUGUUCCUGAGUCACAAUAACAUCACUGAGCUGAAGCCAAGAGUCUUCCAGGAUCUGCAUCAUCUUGAAUGGCUAAUGCUGGAUAACAACAGAAUUGCCAAGAUCCUCCCAGCGACUUUUGUGGGGUUGAAAUCUCUGUACUUUCUGUACAUGCUGAACAACUCCCUGAGUAGCAUGCCCAACACUUCCGUAUGUGCAGAAAUGCCGAAACUCAGCUGGCUGGAGCUGGAAGGAAACCAGAUCCAUGCUCUAAGGAGCUCAGUGUUCCAGGAAUGCAACACCUUCACUGUGCUGAUUCUGCGCAGAAACAAGAUCAAAUGGAUCCAGGAAGGGGCGUUUUCCAAACUGAACAGGCUGGUGGAGCUUGACCUGUCUUACAAUAGACUGGAGGAACUUCCACCAUCUUUAUUCAGUAACCUGCAUGACCUCCAGCAGCUAAAUAUUUCCUACAACCCCCUGAAGCAGAUCUUUGCCGACCAAUUUGACAGCCUGCCCCACCUGCGCUCUCUGAGUAUUGAAGGUCUGGAGAUCCCCAACAUCCAGACUCGCAUGUUCCAGAAACUCACCAAUCUGUCUCACAUCUACUUUAAGAAGUUCCAGUAUUGCAGCUACUCUCCGCACGUGCGCAGCUGCAAGCCCAACACCGACGGCAUCUCCUCCUUCGAGAACCUCCUGGCCAACAUCAUCCUCAGGGUCUUUGUCUGGGUCAUCGCGUGCAUCACCUGCUUUGGGAACCUCUUUGUCAUCUGCAUGAGGUCCUUCGUUGUCACAGAGAACAGCCAGCACACCAUGGCCAUCAAAUCGCUCUGCUGUGCAGACUGUCUGAUGGGAAUCUAUCUCUUCUUCAUUGGAGCCUUUGAUCUCAAGUUCUCCGGCGAGUACAACAAGCACGCCCAGGUGUGGAUGGCGAGCAUCCAGUGCCAGCUGGUGGGCAGCCUGGCCAUGCUGUCCUCGGAGGUGUCCGUCCUGCUGCUGACGUACAUGACCCUGGAGAAGUAUCUCUGCAUCGUCUUCCCAUUCAGCCAUUAUGGGGCGGGCAAGAAGCGGACCCUCUCCAUGCUGGUCGUCAUCUGGCUGUUGGGCUUUUCUCUCACCCUCGUCCCCUUCUGGUGCAAGGAGACCUUUGGGGACUACUAUGGGAGGAACGGGGUGUGUUUCCCACUCCAGUCCGAUGAGACCGAGCGACCAGGAGCCAGGGGCUACUCCACCGGGAUAUUUCUGGGUCUAAACCUCAUUGCCUUCAUCACCAUCGUGUUCGCCUACACCAGCAUGUUCUACUCCAUCCACACCACGGCCACCAAGACGGCCGAGCGCAGCGUCUUCUCCAGGGAAGUGGCCAUCGCCAAGAGAUUCUUCUUCAUCGUCUUCACUGAUGCCCUCUGCUGGAUCCCCAUCUUCCUCCUGAAGCUUCUCUCCCUGCUGCAGGUGGAAAUACCAGGCACCGUGACUUCGUGGGUGGUCAUUUUCAUCCUGCCCAUCAAUAGUGCCUUGAACCCCAUCCUGUACACCAUCACCACCACCCCCUUCCAGGAGAAGCUCAAGCUGUGUUUGCAGAAGAAGCAGCUGCAGCAGUUGUCACUUCAGGACCCAGAAGAAUCAAGAAAGAGCUUUUACCUGCUAUCCACACACACCAGCAGCACCUGACAGUCCCCAGCGGCUUAGCCUUGGGAGUGGUGACAGGCCUCACUGCUUCAUGCAUGCAGCUCUGAAGGACCAUGUCUCUGUCCUCCCCAGGUGCCUCCCCUGGCUGGUUCAUUGCCCACCCCAAUGACAGCCAUCUUGGGGGCAGAUGAUGCCAAAGGGGAGCUGCCACCACUUGCCAAGUGCUAGUCAUUAUCUCAGCCACCUCUCGACCAUGGAGGGAAUACCACUCCCAGCUGCAGCAACAGUGCCUAGUGUUGUAUAGGAGGCUACAGCAGAAAUGGUCACAGAUAGCCGAUGGGGCCUGAACUUUGCUUGUCUGCCCCACGGUUGAAAGCACUGGAACGCUGCCUGCCCCAUGCAUUCUCGUUGCUGUGUGUCAGUGCUUUGGGGCUGUGGGUUUAGCUGAUGCUGGUUCAGCACAAGGACUAACCAGCAGCUGUGGAAUGGAUGUUGUAUUUCAUCCUAACCCUCUGUUGCAUAGUCCCUGUAGCUCCCUGCCCCUUCGCCCUGGAGCCAAGCUGCAGGGGCAGCUGCUGCAGCAGCCUUUGGAACAGCCGCCCCCAGUGCAGAGCCCCAGAGAGGUGUUUUCUGCAUUGCCGGAAGCAAGUCUGGGUCCAGGGGAAGGAAGGUGGGAGGAGAAGUCUUCAGUGCUUUGAUUUGGGGCCAGAGGCAGCUAGAGCAGACGCCAGCGUGAUCCUGGCGAGAGUUGUGGGCCACUGGUUCUGCCGUGUGGAGUGAUGAACUAUUCAGGCUGCCCUCAGCCCUUGGGGAAGCCUUGGCUGUGGGACCCAGGCAGCCGCUGCUAGUGUGUGUGAAAUGCUGCAGAAGGAAAGGGAGGCGAUGCUGUCCCCUGACACUUCCUACACCACCCUGACCGCUGU